ACCUCCGCCGCCUCCGCCGCCCCGCAGGCCUCGGUUCUCGUACUCGCGGCUCUGCGCGGCUCGCGGCUCGCGGCCCCGCGUCCAGGUUCCUGCGAGAUGACGCUCAAGGCGAGCGAGGGCGAGGGCGGGGGCAGCAUGCGCACGGCGCUCUCCGACCUCUACCUGGAGCACUUGCUGCAGAAGCGCAGCCGGCCCGAGGCUGUGUCACACCAGGUGAAUGCCGUGACCGAGGACAUGUACACCAAUGGUUCUGCUGCCCCAGGGAGCCCUACCCCGGCCAAAGGGCAGGAGGUACGGAAGGUGCGACUCAUACAGUUCGAGAAGGUCACAGAAGAGCCCAUGGGAAUCACUCUGAAGCUGAAUGAAAAGCAGUCCUGUACAGUGGCAAGGAUUCUUCAUGGUGGCAUGAUUCAUAGACAAGGCUCCCUUCACGUCGGGGAUGAGAUCCUAGAAAUCAAUGGCACAAAUGUGACUAAUCACUCAGUAGAUCAGCUGCAGAAGGCGAUGAAAGAAACCAAAGGAAUGAUCUCAUUAAAAGUAAUUCCCAACCAGCAAAAUCGUCUUCCUGCACUACAGGUAGGUGACACCAUUUUCUCUGUUGUGUUCUUUGAUAUUCAAUUGAAAUGA
Molecule: messenger RNA, 627 nt
Organism: Leptonychotes weddellii (Weddell seal)
Lineage: Eukaryota; Metazoa; Chordata; Mammalia; Carnivora; Phocidae
Source: RefSeq, a predicted model, not a curated record